UCUACCCAUCCACUUCGACGCCUCUUUAAACUCGGGGUCUACCCCAACUCUUCUUCCACUUGAGCUUUGGAUCCGGAUUAUGAACUUCAAGAACGACUAUUCUCAUUGGCCCGCCGGACAGGAGCACAUCAACCGCUGACCUGUUCUUCUUGACUCUAUUCCAUCAACACCACUUGCGAAGACUGCAUCAAGCAUUGUUUCGCACCAAACCACUUGUCUCGGAAGCCUGCUUCUUCUGUGUGCACCGCAGAGGCAGCAGCAUACCGCACCAACUCGACGGCAUCUAGAGCCGAGUCCGACCCCGCAGUCGGGAUUUUCUACCAUGAUGGAUCAGUCCAUGGUUCUGCUGAACGCUCAGGUUCAAUUUCUGGAAACCAAACUAGCAAUCGUGCACAUACCACUACAUCUAUAUUCUCACUUCAUACAGCCUAUACUGCGUCUCCUGACGCUUUCAGACAGCACAGACGAGGUAGACGGAUUGCCACGUAGGAAGUGGGCAUACCCAAACGCCUUUACCAACAUCUCGGUUACGACCAUUGAGUGUUCAGUCGUCUGUCCACGUCCACUUGUCGACGACCUGUUCCGACCUCUAAUAGAGAGGCUGGAUGCAAAAGCAAAGCAAGCUGUUAUCAUCAGCAACGAUGACUUUGUCGUGAUACAAGUCGGAGGCGAAGGCAUGGAAGCCGGACAACGAGUGCUGGACUUGACUGCACCACUUGCGCUUGCUGGAAUUUCGAUCUUCUUCAUCACAAGCUACUACAGCGACUUCGUGCUCGUCCCUUACAACUCAAAGUCGACCGUCAUUUCCGCACUGGAAGAACGCGGUUUCGCCUUUGAACCCGUGUCUAACGGACAUGGCGCAAACAUGACCAACGUCUCCUCACCCCUCCACUCACAUAACCGCAACAGCAGCAGUUCCUCCUCCCUCGACCUGCAACCCCCAGGCACACCCCCACCAGCCACAGUCGCAGAAUGGCAAACAAAGACCUUCUCCACACUCCACCGGAACGACAUCUUACCUCUGGUGGACGAGGGCUUGGAGCUACGCACGUGUGCCGGCUACCGCAGCGACAGUCCAGACAUCCACGACGCGAUCCAACUAGGCAUCUUCAAAUGCCUCCUCACAAACCCUCGCUUCAUGUCCAUCACCCUCACCCAAACCGACACUGUAUCCCUCACCCUCGACCAGUCUCUCUUGUGCAACUUCCCCUCCAAAGGCGAAGGCAUACUUCUCCAAAACGACCAAACUUACUUUGCUAUUGUGUUUGACUUACGCAAGCUUCCGGAAGAGAGUACGGGUAUAAUUUGUGGUGUUGCGGGCAGACUGCUGGAGAGGCUAGGAGACGAAGGACAAGGGGAGGGCGCGUUCAAUAUGAGUUAUUUGUCCACCGCGAGGACGGGUAAUGUGAUUGUCAGGGAGGACGAGGUUGGGGAAGCAUUGGAGGCGCUUUUGGAGGAAGAAGCUUUGAGUGUUGAUAAUUUGGAUGGUGGGCAUUGAAAGGAGAGAAAGGAGAAAGAAUGUUGCGUGAGUGUUUGAGUGGUAGUAAAAACGAAAAAGUUCUUGUGUUUUCCGGCUUCGCUUUUCUUGUCUGUUUACUUUCUUACAUUGUCGAAGCUUGCUCUGGCUUUUUUGGAUUGGAGGCACUGUUCAGCAUCUCAUCUCGGCUGCAUAUCAUGCAUUAGACAAUAUAUCAUUUCGGGCUCUUGUCUUCUAUAUCCGAUACCUUCACAGUCUGCCAUCUUCAUGUCUAGUGAGCUUCCUUCAUCGUAGAAUGACCAGCUUUGCUUCUUCAAAUGACACUGUCUCUCUCGUAGAUGUUGGUAUGGAUGUCAGUG
This is a messenger RNA of Aureobasidium subglaciale EXF-2481, 1836 nucleotides long. RefSeq lists its product as uncharacterized. The transcript is spliced from 3 exons. The coding region runs from base 323 to 1498 and encodes 391 amino acids. The record is from RefSeq and is a predicted model, not a curated record. Gene Ontology annotation, cellular component: cytosol. NCBI's taxonomy places the organism in Eukaryota, Fungi, Ascomycota, Dothideomycetes, Dothideales, Saccotheciaceae. Gene Ontology annotation, biological process: regulation of intracellular signal transduction; cellular response to L-arginine.